GCUUUAAAUCGGCCACCUGUUGACCGAGAGUGGACGCCUUCCUAACGGCCCUCCCGCCGCCUCUGGCCCUUUAACUGGUCUUGGGGAUGGAGGGGCGGGGCCGAGCGGCCCCUCGUAGCCAUGGCAACCAGGCCCCGUCUGCCGGGGGGACCAAGGAAGAUGCUCGGCCGGAGCCGAGGCCCCUGAGGGUGACCCUGAAGGUGACCCUGAAGGGACCCGCUGCGAGGCGCUGAGUCCGCGGGCCCGGCCAUGGAAGCUCGCGGGGAGCAGGACGGUGGCCAGGCCGGGGGCCAGGAGGGCGACGCGGGGCAGGUGACGGCGCAGCUGCUGAAGGAGCGCACGGGCGAGUUCGCCCUGGACUCCAUCCUGCUGCUGAAGCUGCGGGGCCUGGGGCUGACCGAGCUGGGCUGCCUGGGCGACUGCACCGCCCUGGAGUGGCUGGACCUGUCCGGCAACGCCCUGACCCACCUGGCCCCGCUGGCCGGCCUGCGCCAGUUGGCCGUGCUCAACGUGUCGGCCAACCGGCUGGUCGGGCUGGACCCGCUGGCCUCCUGCGACAACCUGCAGAGCCUCAACGCCGCGGGCAACCAGCUGGCCGGACUGGGCCGGCUGCAGUGCCUGGCGGGCCUGCGGCGACUGGAGCGACUGCGCCUCCGAGACCCGGUGGCCCGGCUCACCAACCCCCUGUGCGCCAGCCCCGCUUACCGGGGGGCCGUCGGGGACCUGCUGCCCGGCCUCAAGGUCAUCGACGGGGAGCGGGUGUCCGGCCGAGGCAGUGACCUCUACCAGCUCUGUCGCGACCUGGACAGUUCCCUGCGCCGGGGGGGCCCCGGGCCCGGGGAUGCGGCCCCCGGGGUGGUCCAGCCCUGGGUGGAGCCGGGCUACUGGGAGGUGCGGGCCGGCCGGCGCGGGGCCAUCUCCAUCCUGGACGAGGCCUGUCGCCAGUUUCGGGAUGCGCUGCGGGAGUGCCGAGAGCUGGCCCGCACGGCCGACGAGACCCUGGCCCGGGCCGAGCGGGCCCUCACACCCCGAGGGGACACCCCCUCCUCCUUCGUCUUCUGACCUCCCCGCCCCCAGCCCCCCGGGACCCUGGCGCCUCCACCCCGGGCACUGCCACUGACCCGACCUCCCCUCCCUGGCCUUCCGUGGCUUCUCCGCGCUGGACAUUUUCCGGUUCUGUCCCGGCCCGCCGGGCCCGGUGGGAUUUCUAAGCAAUAAAGCCCCCGCGCCUUGGACCACC
Ornithorhynchus anatinus (platypus) is the source of this 1240-nucleotide messenger RNA. RefSeq names its product leucine rich repeat containing 61 (gene LRRC61). The record is from RefSeq and is a predicted model, not a curated record. Gene Ontology annotation, biological process: outer dynein arm assembly. Gene Ontology annotation, molecular function: protein binding. The transcript is spliced from 2 exons. The coding region runs from base 250 to 1062 and encodes 270 amino acids. Gene Ontology annotation, cellular component: cytoplasm. NCBI's taxonomy places the organism in Eukaryota, Metazoa, Chordata, Mammalia, Monotremata, Ornithorhynchidae.